CUAAUCUUGAAGUGUCAUUAUAAUUAAAAUAUAGUGUUAAUACAUUAUUUUUAAUUAAAUAUAUAUUAAUUAAAAUAGUAUUUUCAUUCCAUGUGCUUUUUUAGACCGCAUUUUAUAGGAAAGUAUAUCAUACAGUUUUAAUUAUUUGCGGGCCAGUCUUAAAACCUACAAAGAUGCAACUAUCAGCGGACCCUAGGCGAGCUGAUCGUGAACGUCGCUACAAACCCCCGCCAGCAUCAUCCGCUCCAGCUGAGGAUCUUACUACAGACUACAUGAACAUUCUUGGUAUGGUAUUUUCAAUGUGUGGUCUUAUGAUGCGCUUAAAGUGGUGCGCUUGGACUGCUGUAUUCUGCUCAAGCAUUAGUUUUGCCAAUUCUAGAGUGUCAGAUGAUACAAAACAGAUUGUCAGCUCCUUCAUGCUUUCAAUAUCAGCUGUAGUCAUGUCUUAUCUGCAAAAUCCUGCACCAAUGUCUCCACCCUGGGCAUCACUAACUUCAUAAGUCAUAAAUAAAUAAAAAUAAUAUAUUUAAUUUAUUAUAUUCUACUUGUGUUCUUUAUUCCAAAUCAAAAAUGUCCUUUUCCAAGUAGGGUUCAAAAGCACAUUUGUAUUGGCAUUUUUCAAUUUAUAAUUAUUUUAGUUUUGAUGAGUUAAACUUAACUUCAUAUUUAACUACCAAUUUGGUAUUUAGAUUCAGAUUUAUAUAUGUUAUGUUGCUAAAAAGUGGUAAGAGUAAAUAUUUUAAUAAGAUGUGUAACUAGAUAUAGGUAAUAAGAUGUGUAACUAGAUAUAGGUAAUUAUAUAGAUUUUCUGGUA
Melitaea cinxia (Glanville fritillary) is the source of this 814-nucleotide messenger RNA. RefSeq names its product protein Asterix. Gene Ontology annotation, biological process: protein insertion into ER membrane. Gene Ontology annotation, molecular function: protein folding chaperone. Lineage: Eukaryota; Metazoa; Arthropoda; Insecta; Lepidoptera; Nymphalidae. Bases 174 to 500 code for a protein of 108 amino acids. Gene Ontology annotation, cellular component: endoplasmic reticulum membrane. The transcript has 4 exons. The record is from RefSeq and is a predicted model, not a curated record.